AAACGCAACACGAACGAAAAAUUGUUGUGAUUUGUGAGAAAAGUGAAGAAGUGAACAAAUUGCCCAAUAAUAAUAAUGAUAAUAUUGUCGUUUUAUACCUGAGUGCAUCACAUAACUUAUCUUUUGAAGUUUAAAGUUGUGAAUUCACAGCUUUUUGUGAAGCUCUUGAAAAUGGCACCUCGAAAAAAGCGAAAGCCGUCUCAAGCCGAAAACAUAAAAAUACUUGAACAGUUGAUAAUUGAUAAGGAUAAAAUAAUAAUUGAUAAGGAUGAAUCUAUCGCUAACCUAGAUAGAAAGUUGAAGAAGAAGGACAGUCUAAUAUCUGACUACAAAAAACUAUGCGUUCUUACCGAUUACAAUUUAAAUCGGUCUGUGUCGGACUUUGAUGGGGCCCAGAGAAUGGUAAAUUUUGCACAGCAUGUGACGUACUUGAAAAAUACCCUGGAAGCUAGAUGUGAUUCUUUGAAUGAGAAGGUCAACGCGUUGGAGAGUGAACUCGCAUACAAAGAACGCGUAAUUGAAAAGUGUGAAUUGGAAAUCAAGCAGUAUACUGCGAUGAAUGAUGAAUUCAAAAUUACUGUGGAAGAUCUGAAAAAUGAUCAAAUAAAGACAAAAUCUGAUUGUCAACGAUUGGAGGAAAAGGUUCUGCAAGCCACUAAAUGGGCCGCACGACUCGGAAAAGUUAUAAAGGAACGUGAGAUUCCUCUCUGCAAGUCGGAUGCUCGUCUCUUAGGUCAAAUUCAAAAGCAGCUGAAACAGAAGGGUUCUGUUCUGAAGGAAAGUGACGGAGAUCAAUUACAUGAAUCAGAGAUGUUGAAACACAGUGGUACUCAGACAGAUGAGUCUGCUCUAAACUCCAUGAUUUACAAGAAUUACAGAAAGGUUGCGGCCUACACAGAUGGCUUAGGAGUACUUUCACCGUGCUUAACAGCUGAUGAAGGCAUAGGUCUUUCGCCUGGAUUGUCUGAGAUAUCAUUAGCAACUCCUUGUUCUAAUUACAAAGACAACUUUCAAAGUUAUGGACCGCUCCACAAAGAGCCAACGUCUGUUGAUGAUGGUUCUAUUACUACGGAAAUCAUUGAGGACAGUCUCGAUCAUUCGCCAGCUACACCGGCCUUCUCUUUGUUCGAUGUGCAAGUUGGCAGCACUAGAGCAACAAUCUCCAUCGGUCCACAACUUACAAAUGAUAACAUCUUGAAUGGCUCAUCCGCAAAUUGGCCCAGCAUCGAUACAUUGAAUUUGUCCAACUGCAGUGUGGAGUCUGUAAAGGAUGACAUCUUCACUGCCCAUCUGAACGAUAAUGAUGACAUAGCCAAAAAUGAUAACCUAGUUACCAUAGAAGAAGAUCUAGAUGUAUCUGCCAAAAGCAAAAGUGAUACCAUAGUUACCAUAGAAGAAGAUGUUGAUGAAUCAGCCAAAUGCAAUGGUCUAGUGAGCAGUUAUAUUUUCCAAGAAGGUGACAAAACUUAUAAAAUGCUCAAAUAUAGAGACCAUUGCAAAAUUGUAUUGCCUCAUGAAGUUCCGAGAUUGUUGGAUGGACAGAUUCAAAAUUCUGAUGGUAAAAGCGUGGAGAUCUGUGAUAGAUUGAAGAACAAUGUGGAAGCAUUUAGUGGAGCAAAUGGAAAAUUUGAAGAAUGCAUAACGGGAAAAAAUCUGAAGAAGACACUUGAAGAAGUGGUCCCAGUUUGUCAAGAAUCCAACAAACUUGAUAAAGUAACUGAGUUAUUCUCACCAAUGAUUGAUAAAAAUUGGUACGUGGAUCCAAUUAGUGGAGAAGUGUCCCCAAUUCGUGAAAAAUCCGAUAAACUUGUUGAAUCACCACCAGUAACUGAAGUUUUCUCAUCAUCAUCAUCAUUGCCAUCAUCACCUGCCAAACGCAAUGGUUCAGUGAGCAGUUAUAUUUUCCAAGACGGUGACAAUACUUAUAAAAUGCUUAAAUAUAAAGACCAUUGCAAAAUUGUAUUAACUCAUGAAGAGCCCCAAAAUUCUGAUGGGAAAAAUGUCGAGAUCUGUGAUGGAUUGAAGUUCAAUGUGGAAGCAUCAAAUAGUACACAUGAAGAAUGCAUAACGGAAAAAAAUCGGAAGGAGACACUCGAAGAAGUUAUUGAUGAAGUUGCGCUAGCAACUGAAGUAUUCUCAACAGCUUCACCAAUGAUUGAUGAACAUCUGAACGUAAAUCCAGUGAGUGAAACAGUUGAAGAAGUGGUCCUAAUUUGUGAAAAGUCCGACAAACUAGAUGAAGUAAUUGAAGUAAUCUCUACAGAAUCACCAAUGAUCGAUAAAAAACUGGACGUAAAUCCAAUGAGUGAAACACUUGAAGAAGUGGUCCCAAUUUGUCAAAAGUCCGACAAACUUGAUGAAGUAAUUGAAGUAUUCUCUACAGAUUCACCAAUGAUUGAUGAAAAUCUGGACGUGAAUCCAGUGAGUGAAACGGUCGAAGUGGUCUCAAUUUGUGAAAAGUCCAAUAAACUAGAUGAAGUAAUUGAAGUAUUCUCUCCAGAAUCAGCAAUGAUUGAUGAAAAUUUGAACGUAAAUCCAGUGAGUGAAACAGUCGAAGUGGUCUCAAUUUGUGAAAAGUCCAACAAACUUGAUGAAGCUCCACUAGUAACUGGAAUGUUCUCUAAUCAAUCUCCAAUGAUUGAUAAAAAACUGUACGUGAAUCCAGUGAGUGGAAUACUGGAAGAAGUGGCCCCAAUUCGUGAAGAAUCCGACAAAGUUGUUGAAGAAUCACCAAUGAUUGAUAAAAAACUGUACGUGAAUCCAGUGAGUGGAAUACUAGAAGAAGUGGUCCUAAUUUGUGAAGAAUCCGACAAACUUGAUGAAGAAUCACCAAUGAUUGAUAAAAAACUGUACGUGAAUCCAGUGAGUGGAAUACUAGAAGAAGUUGUCCCAAUUUGUGAAGAAUCCGACAAACUUGAUGAAAUAACUGGAGAGUUCUCAGCCAUGAUUAAAGAUAAGGUUGCAGUUAAUCAUGAAAAUGACGAAGUUGAAGAUUGUAAUAAGAGAGUGGUAUGUGAACAAGUGAAUCUGUCGAACAAUAUCAAUGACCAUUUAGAGAAUGACUGCAAUGUUUCAUUUAUUGUAGAGGUAAAUGACUCUUGCCUUGAAGAAAUUAAUGCACUUCAAAAUGAUUCGAGUAUAGACAAUAAAUGUGCUGAUCUUCAACCAGGGGAUGGAGAAAAUAUAAGUGGAGACAAUUUGAUUACUGAAAUGACAACAGGACUAGACAAUAAAUGUGCUGAUCUUCAACCAGAGUAUGAAGAAAAUAUAAGUGAACAUGAUUUAAAAACUGAAAUGACAGUAGGAGAAGAUGACAUUUUUGAAGAAGGAAACAAAACUCUUCACACCAUUGUCAGUUCUUAUGAUAAAGAACAAUCAUCACCAUUACCUCCUCCAUUAGAACAUAAAGUUGGUGAAAUUGCCGAAGAAGAAAUUGAAUCUAUGUAUUCAGAGGCAAUGCAGCUUGAAAGCACAGAGCAAUCUUCAGGUUCAUCGUGUGCUUCUUUUGACCCUAUUCAUGAUGAGGACAAUGCUGCCAUAGAUCUUUCAAUAAAUGUGGAAAAUGUAAAUAAUGCUCAAAUAAACUCCGAAACACCAAAAAUAGAAGAGAACCCCCUGACAAGUAUUAGCUCAAUUUCGAUUGGUAACAACCUUCGCGAAAAUGAUGGAUGUAAAACAAAUUUUACGACUGAAUCAAAAAGCAUUGAAAACAAUAUGUCUUGUAUGGAAUCAAACCAAGACGCAGGUAUGCCUUUGGAUUUAUCUUUGCGUCAAAGUAAUCCUACGCUUCUUAAGACACCGACUCCGCCUCGUAAAAGUAUCUUUGAUAACUUGGAAAAUGUUACCGAUCUCAAUAAUCCACCUACGAAUCUCAACAUUCAUCAUAAGAGUCUCCACUUUGGAGACGAGCUCCAAGGUACGGAACAGCGCUCAAUGAUUUGUGGAACGAAACAAUUCAAAAUGCCAUUGCCUGUGAAGCAAGUAGAAGACCUGGAUAAUGCAUCAAAACAUAAAGACUCUAAUAGAAAAAUUCCAGUUGUUGAAGAUGAAGUACUGGAUAAAAUAAUGAGGAGAAUGCAAAUGAAAUCGAUAUUGAAAGGACCAUUAAUAUCUCCAAUUCCACCUUCUCCUCAAACUUUCAAACAAGGACCAAGUAUACAGAUGGAACUUUCAAUGCUAUCAUCCGCUGGAGAAAAGAGUUUUGCGGCUCCUGACCCUGUUGGAAGCUCAUCUUAUUCAAUCCGUAAAGAAGAAAUUUCAACUACAAAAAGUGACGUAUCCAGAAAUGCUCAUCACACUAAACAGGAAACAAUCAUUACUCUUCCAAAAUGUACUGAAGGAACUUCAUUGCGCAAUGUCAGUUCAAGUAAUACUUCGAAAUGCAACCUCAAGACAAUAAGUAAACGUGAUCAUGUUGGAAACUCAUCAUAUUCAAUCCACAAAGAAGAAAUGCCAUCUACAAAAAGUGAUGAAUCCAGAAAUGCCCAUCACACCAAACAGGACAGGGAACCUGGCUUCAAUGGAAUUCCAUCAAGAAUUCGAUCUCAUAGGGAGGAGGAAUCAAAAUCAUCAACUUCAGAGAAGACUGCUAAUGAAGCUAGCUGUAUUGAUGCUGUAAGACUUGAAGAUGUCAAACCCACACUGAAGUAUUCAUCCCCUAACGUUUCUAAUGUGGCUGAGUUUGAUAUUGAUAAAUUACUUGCUGAAAUUCGUAGAGACUUUGAUGUGCCUGAUUGCAUCGACGACUUUUCAGAUUCUGUUAGUAUAUCAGAUAUUCGAGAUUUGGAUUGUGAAGAAGUGAGUGAUUUCGAGAAUAUGCUCGUUUCAAGUAUAUUGUCGGAUGAACUUCCACCGGCGAAUACUCAGUCUGAAAUACAAUUUCCUGAUGUCAUCAUUGCAGAAAAGAUACAAAGUCCGCCUUGUGAAAUGGAAGAAGACAUCUGUGAAGAACAGACCAGUGUCCUAUCGACAACGUUAAUCGAUCAACAUGCUAAUAAAUCGGAAGUAGAUGAGGGUUUUUCAAAGGCAACUGAGAACGCCGCAUCUUUGCUUGCUGAUAUUCCAAAAGCAACUGAGAACGCCGCAUCUUUGCUUGCUGAUAUUCCAAAAGCAACUGAGAACGCCGAAUCUUUGCUUGCUGAUAAUCCUACAGAAACAUCUCCGGGAUUCAGCAAGAUUUGUACAAACGGAAACAAAAUUCUGCCAGAUUCUGCUCAAUCCUGUAAUGGAAGAGCACAAUGCUCCGAUUCAACCAUCUUGUUCCAAGGAAUUGAAAAUCAGGAAUCAAGAUCAUUAGAAAAUAGUGAUGGAAGUUUUGCAGUGCCAGACAAAGUUUCAAAGUCAGAUGAAUCUGAUUUCAGAGGCUCACUUCCUAAUGAGCCAAUGAUUUCUGAUCCCAUUUAUACUGGCCAUGAAGGAGAGCAAAAUACAAAUCAGUCAAUCCUCGCCAAUGAACAAUCUACAUUGAACUCAUCCCGAGAAAAUUGUGAAUAUUCUAAAUUAUCGGAUGAAUUAAUUGGAAUGGAUACGGCUCAACAUAGUUAUGAAGGAGUAUUGGGUACAAAUAACGUCAUCCCCGCUAAUCGUCUUGAGGCUUGCUCAUUGAAAUCUUCAGAAACCAAUUUUGAGUAUCCUCCAGCUUCUAAAAAUCUCUCAGAAUCAGAUGGAUCUGAUUUUAAAGGUUUUGCUACCGUGAACUCAUCAGAUAAACCAGUUGGAAAUUCGACAGUUUCUGAAAAUCUUGUAGAUCCAGGUGAGUCUGUCAUUGAAAAUUGGACCAGCUCAUCGAAAUCGUUAGAAAAUGCUUCAGUUCCUAAACUUCUUUCAGAUCCAGAUGAGUCUGACUUCAAAGGUUGGGCCAGCACAUCAGACAAACGUAUUGAAAAUCCUCCAGUUUCAAAAAAUCUCGCUGAUUCAGAUGAGUCCGACUUCAAAGGUUGGGCCUGUACAUCAAACACAUCAGACAAACGUAUUGAAAAUCCUCCAGUUUCAAAAAAUCUCGCUGAUUCAGAUGAGUCCGACUUCAAAGGUUGGGCCUGUACAUCAAACACAUCAGACAAACGUAUUGAAAAUCCUCCAGUUUCAAAAAAUCUCGCUGAUUCAGAUGAGUCCGACUUCAAAGGUUGGGCCUGUACAUCAAACACAUCAGACAAACGUAUUGAAAAUCCUCCAGUUUCUAAAAUUCUCUCUGAUUCAGAUGAGUCUGACUUCAAAGGUUGGGACUGUACAUCAAACACAUCAGACAAACUUAUUGAAAAUCCUCCAGUUUCUAAAAAUCUCUCUGAUUCAUAUGAGUCUGACUUCAAAGGUUGGGACUGUACAUCAAACACAUCAGACAAACGUAUUGAAAAUCCUCCAGUUUCUAAAAUUCUCUCUGAUUCAGAUGAGUCUGACUUCAAAGGUUGGGCCUGUACAUCAAACACAUCAGACAAACUUAUUGAAAAUCCUCCAGUUUCUAAAAAUCUUUCAGAUAAGUCCGACUUCAAAGGUUUUUCUCCACAAGUUGAAAAAAUUGAAGCUGUCCAAUUGGAUUAUGGGAGAACAACCCCUCCAGAUCAGCAUUGUAAGAAAGAGAAGACAACUAUGAUAAGUAGUAAUUCUAUCCUGAUCCAGAAAACAAGAAUUAUUCAGUCUCCUACAAGAAGUUCUUUCAGACUGGAACAAAUGGAAAAAUGUAAUAAGUUUGUAUGCCGAACAUGUAGUGUUGAUGACAAAUGUAACUUGUUAAAUUAUUCUAAAAAGAGAAUUUGCGAGUCUCCGAUCGCAGCAAAUGAGCCACUUUCACCAGCCAAAGUUACGAAAACUAGAGAGACCAGUCUUACAAGACAGAACAAAACACCUUACAUGAGAAGUAAAAGUGUUCCAAAAGAUUUCAGUUACAUGGUGACUAGAAGCGGAAAACGUAUUUUGAGAGCUGGUAGUGAAGAAAAAUCGUCUCCGAGUUAUAAAAGAGAGAUUCCAGAAGACAAUCUUUCGUUAGAAAGGAUACCAAAUAUUGAUGAAGUUGAUACUAAUGGAUAUAAAAAUGCUCUGAAGUCUAGAAAUGUGAACCCUCGGGGAAGGCCUAUUCACAGACGCAGCCAUCCUUUCUACAACAGCAGAAGGACAUCUUUGCAGUUUAAUAACGAUGAAGUGAAUUCUUUAAGAGAGCACAAGGAUGAAAGUGAACCACUGGUAGUGGAAAAUCAUAGAAAUCUAUCAAAUUAUUCAGAAAAGAGAAUUUUCGAAACAUCGAUCGCAGAAAAUGAGAUACUUUCACCAGCCAAAGUAACAACAAGUAAAAAGGCCAUUCUUCCAAGAAAUGACGAAGCAUGUUCACCUAUUAUCACAAGAAGUAAAAGUGUGCCAAAGGAUUUCAGUUACAUGCUGACUAGAAGCGGAAAACGUAUUUUGAAACCUGGUAGUGGAGACGCUGAUCAAAUUGAAGCAAAAUCGUCUCCGAGUAAUAGGAAAGAUGUUUCAGAAGACAAUCUUGAUGAAGUCGAUACUAUAUCCAGUGAAAAGCGUGAAUGUGAAGUGGCUAAUGGAUAUAGAAACUCUUUGAAGUCGAGGAAUGUGAACACUCGAGGAAGGCCUAUUCGAAGAAGCAGCCAUCCUUUCUACAACAGCAGAAGGAGAUUUUCGCAGUUCGAUGAAGUAAAUACUUUGAGAGAGCACAAUGAUGAAAGUGAACCAAUGAUUGUGGAAAAUGAUAGAAAUCUAUCAGUCGGAAGGCUUCAUGAUGAGAAUGCAGCAUGUGAAAGGUCGUCAGUCAUUAAAGAAUGUGAGUCAGAGCAUUUAUCCUCUUGUUUUAGUACUGGGAAAACUAAUGAAAGUGAAAAACGUCCGUGUUUGUUUGUCGAUUGUGUGAAUGAUUCGUUACAAGACAGCCCGCUUAGUCCGAUCGAUGACGAGGAUCUCAAUGACUAUGAUCAUUUCAAACAAAAUAGUGAAGAGUUUUUGUCAACUGACUCUAUUAAUACGAUGGAAACUAAUAUUACUGUCAACGUUAGUCAUGAUCAUAGUAAUUUUGGUGGUGCUUUACAAAUCGACUGUCAAGAAAAUGAUGAAAUCCCACACAAAAACUACUGCGAAGUAGAAAAUGGAGGGGAAUUUUCAUCGAGUAAUUGCUAUGAAAAUGAUAUUUCUAGUUUGAAAACAUGUCAACGUCAUAUUCCUGUUAUUAGCAUUGAACAUCGUAAAAGUCUAAGAAGGAUUCCCAGAACAACAUCCACCAUUACUUCUCAAGCUCCUGCAACUGAUACGGAGUCUAGUUUGGAAAUAGAUCUACCUGAAACAUCGACCGCCCCUGAACCUUCCAUCGGAAAAGUCAUCACUUUCAAUUUCUACUCUGAAGUCAGUGAGGCAACACAGAAGUCGUCCAACAAACGUAAGAGUGAUGACUCUGAGUCGCUCAAUCUUCAACCAAAAAUUAGGAAAAUAGAAGAAGAUCUCUCAUCACAGACGAUAUCAUCACACCCAGUUGAUGCGGAAAAUCCAGAUGCUCCAAAAUGUGUUAAAGAGAAAAUAAAAAUGGUGAGAUGUGAAAAUGUGAUAGUUACGGCAUAUGAUUACCACAGAAAGGACUUAUUCAAGGGCUACUCCAAACUUGAUCAAUCAAACCCCGAGGAAGAAUCUGAAGAGGAUAGUGAGGUGGCUGAGUAUGUAUUUACAAGAGUGGCCAGGGCCGUGUUGGAAAAUAACGUGGCCGAUGAAACUGACACCUGUGAUGACAGUGAAGACAGUGAAGAAUGUGAACCCUGGACUGUUGAGGUCGUAACAGAAUGUCUGGAACAACUAAGAGGGAUACCAAACAACGUGAUAGCAAAUUUGAUAGUUGACACAUUGUACAAUGACGAAGGCGAGGUGGAUUUGGAUGGACCCGCUCCUCUCACCGAUCUCCAGAAGAAAGUCUUGACAAUAUCGUGUAAAUUGUGCGCAGACACUGUCAACCAUCCACAUUUUCUCCAAUCUUUAUUGUCAGAACUGAGAAGGUUUCUGCUCAACUAUGAAGAAUCUGAAACGGUGACACGCUACUGUCUGUAUGUAAGAUUUCUAACAAUUCUGUGUAGAAUACACAGCGAGGUAGAAGAAAUGCGGUCAUUCAUCUAUGAUGCUUUGUAUCGGAAAAAGAUGGCAGGAAUUCCUAUGGUCUACACUGCUCUGAUUAUGUGGCCUCCUCUCCUGCCUUUUGCUCAGCCCUUAGAAACAGCAUCUCCCUUGUCUUUGGGCAUCACUCAAGUUAUUUUGAAUCAUAUAAUGAGAGACCAUAAUCAAGUGUAUAAAAUAAGGAAGAUUGAACAUAUUCUACGCAAAUAUUACGGCUAUUCAAGAUUGGAACCAAUUGAAGUAUUCAAGCAUUUAAUGAGAAGAAUUAAUACCGAAGGAGCACUUGAAGCAGUCGCCCUACUCUGUAAAAAAAUUGGACCGCAUUGGACCGUGAAGUUUGUGGUUGAAGGCACAUUGUUACCUAUAUUGAAUGAAUACAAGCUGAACAAGAAUAACAGUGCAGCUGCUAUCAAUGCCAUGAGAGUAUCAAGUUAUGUUCUCCGUCCAUUAUUACAGGGUCGGUAUACCGGCAAACUGAAUUUAGUAAUGGGAACUAUUGGCACCUUACUCACUGAUCCUGAAGCGGAUGAUAUGAUCGAGGCAGUAGCCGCUGAGAGUUUGUGCAGAUUGAGCAGAGGAAACAUGAAGCUAUGCGCAGAACUGCUCAUCAAGUGGAAGCCUCGAAAUGGAAAGGUGUCAUUGCAGCUGAUUGAGCUGAUGAAGGUUUUCAUUGCACGACUAAAACCUGUCCGAUGGCUCGAGUUGAUGACGGAAAACAAUCUAAUCAAAGCUCAAGGCCAAAAAUCUCAGUGAAGUGACACGGAGACCACAUUACUUGCCGCUAUUUUGUGAACGCUAAGUUCCUCAGAAGUUCAACGUUUCGUUUUUCCUGUAAAUAUCUAUAACUUUAUUCGUAAUUCAAUAUUUUUAUUAUUCUUUACGUAUUGAACAGAUUGUUGAAGUGUUUUCUGUUCAUGAACAAGUUGGUGCAAGUGUGCUGUUAUUACAUUCGUACAAUGUAUAUCCCACUACAAAGCGAUCACAUGAUUGAAAAAUCAUUAUGUUAUAAGGUGAUAUUUUACUAGUUUUACAUGAAGGAUGAUGAUGAUGAUGAGUUUUGAAUACUGCGAACAAGCUCUGUGGUAGCGACAGUUACGAAUCAGUACUAUAGUGUGGUCCACGUUAUAAUGGCAGUGGAGAAAGAUGGGAGAACAGCGUUGCCGAUUCUCUGCCUUGCCACUGCCUUCUAUAAAAUAUAGCUGAUAUCGGUAUUAUCAUAAUAUCAACUGUUCAUUCCUGUUAAAAAAGUAAUUGAGUUAAUGAUAAAUUUUUAUUAUUGAGAUUGAAUACUUUGUUAAUUAAUUAAAUUUUUACAUUAUUGAUAAACGUUGUGGCAACGUUGCCGAGUAAGAAAAUAUUUUUAUUUAUUUAUUGUUUAAAACACUAUAAUCAUAAUAUAAUUAUGA
Molecule: messenger RNA, 10493 nt
Organism: Nilaparvata lugens (brown planthopper)
Lineage: Eukaryota; Metazoa; Arthropoda; Insecta; Hemiptera; Delphacidae
Exons: 16
Coding region: 172-9840 (3222 amino acids)
Source: RefSeq, a predicted model, not a curated record